This is a messenger RNA of Indicator indicator, 819 nucleotides long. RefSeq names its product alkaline ceramidase 3 (gene ACER3). Lineage: Eukaryota; Metazoa; Chordata; Aves; Piciformes; Indicatoridae. The transcript has 11 exons. Bases 1 to 804 code for a protein of 267 amino acids. Gene Ontology annotation, biological process: ceramide metabolic process; phytosphingosine biosynthetic process. The record is from RefSeq and is a predicted model, not a curated record. Gene Ontology annotation, cellular component: endoplasmic reticulum membrane.
AUGGCUCCGGCCGCUGACCGGGAGGGCUACUGGGGCCCGCCGACCUCCACCUUGGAGUGGUGCGAGGAGAACUACGCCGUCUCUUACUAUAUCGCCGAGUUCUGGAACACAGUGAGUAACCUGAUUUUCAUUCUACCUCCAAUCUAUGGUGCGAUUCAGACCUACAAAGAAGGCCUGGAGAAACGAUAUUUAGCUGCAUAUUUGUGUCUUACAGCUGUGGGAUUGGGAUCUUGGUGCUUCCACAUGACCCUGAAGUAUGAAAUGCAGCUGUUGGAUGAGCUGCCAAUGAUAUACAGUUGUUGUGUGUUUGUCUACUGCCUGUAUGAAUGUUUCAAGUACAAGAACACAGUCAAUUAUCCACUGCUCUUCUUGUUAAUAACAUACAGCUUUGUAGUCAGCAUAGUGUACUUGAAUUUGAAGGAACCUGUAUUCCAUCAGAUCAUGUAUGGGACACUAGUUUCCAUUAUAGUUCUACGAUCUGUUUAUAUAGUAUUAUGGGUAUACCCAUGGCUUAGAGGUCUAGGCUAUACAUCUUUAACUGUAUUUUUAAUGGGAUUUUUUCUCUGGAAUGUGGACAACAUUUUCUGUGAUAAAUUGAGAGCACUACGAGAGAAGAUGCCUCCUGUUGUGGGAGCUGUGACACAGUUUCAUGCAUGGUGGCAUAUUCUCACAGGCCUGGGCUCUUACCUCCACAUCCUGCUUAGUUUGUACACAAGGACACUUUUCCUGAAGCACAGGCCAAAGGUGAAGUUUGUUUUUGGAAUAUGGCCUGUCCUCCUUGUGGAACCACCCAAGAAGCUUUGACCAAGAGCCCAGCAG